This is a messenger RNA of Salpingoeca rosetta, 1216 nucleotides long. RefSeq lists its product as uncharacterized. Bases 15 to 1040 code for a protein of 341 amino acids. Lineage: Eukaryota; Choanoflagellata; Craspedida; Salpingoecidae. The record is from RefSeq and is a predicted model, not a curated record. The transcript is spliced from 10 exons.
CACGUGUCUGUGUCAUGUCAUGUCACAAUCACAUCAGUUGCUGGAACAAGAAAGAACCAUUUCCAACAGCAAAACACACAAUGAUGACAACAAGGAUAGCCGCGAUGAAGAAGGCAUCAUGCUCCUGCUCCUAUCCUGUGUUGGUAGUGCUGGUGGUGGUGAUCAUAUCCCCUUGUUCGACUGCAUUCACGAACCCGGCUGUGCCCAGCGAACCCUCAAACCUUCGGCAAUGGUGCGAUGUCACGGAGCGGUUCGAGUCUCGCCCAUCACCAAAGCUUCUACGACACAUUCACUGGCUUCAUGUGCCCAAAGCUGGCACAAGUUUCGGCACCACCAUCAUGCACUACGCGUGCGAGAACCUUGACGACGACCUCUACCCUCACAAGCAAGGCCAAGGGUUUGAAUAUAUGCGCUACUUCUUCCAGCGGUACUACAAGCCAAAGUACUGCUCAGGGCGAGUCCACUUGGAGCAUGUGUAUGGCCACGCCCCACUCAACGAGGAAGCGAUUCGCAAAGGAGGGGUUGUCGCCAUGCUGCGUGACCCUCGCAUGCGACACUACAGCGGUUGGCGCAUUCACGGCGUCAUGGGAACGCCGCUACAUCCAUCCAACCUCACUGAAUACGUGCAGAUGUACCGUGGCUGUCAGAUGAAGAUGAUUCUUGGGGAGCAUUGCGAGCUCAAACCAGGCAGGGGCAAACGCUACUGGCGGCCUUCUUCCCACGAUGAGGCAAAGCGAGCGGCAUCGCUACUGCAGGAUGAAGCUGUGUUUGCGUUUGUUGGUCUGACAGACCACUGGAAGGCAAGCGUGUGCCUCUUCCAUGCCAUGUUUGGCGGCAACAUCACCAAGCACGAAAUGGACAACGUCAGGCCUGGUGUUUCUGCCUUGCUUAACGGCAACAGCCAUCCUGCCCUGGAGAAGAUUUCGAUGCAGGAGGACCCCUUUGACGCUUUUGUGUACACGAUUGCGCGGCAAGUGUUUGUGAGGCGGUUGCUUGAGUUUGGGAUUGCCGUUCCCGAAGAACUACAAAGCGAAGGAUGAUUUGCUUGGUUUGGACGACGUUGAGGAUGGUGAUCGUGCAUCUGCACUUCUCAGAUGCCCGUGCGUGACAGACUGCACGAGGGCACUGCACCCACUGCGGCAGAAGCAGCCUCAGAAACAGCAGAAGCAAGUAGCAGGCCUUUGAGGUGAGCAGGCUUGAUAGGACAUUAUUUAUC